CCUCCCCUCUCCGCCUCAUCAUCCUCAUCCUCCUCACACUGAUCACCACUCCUCCUCCUCGUCCGCAUCGUCAUCAUCAUGACGAGGUUCCUGUGUCUCCUGGUCUUGGUCGCGUCCAGCUCGCUCCUCUGCAGGGCUGAUGAUGAUCACAAAAGCCACGAAUCGCACGAGGGUGGCGUCAAGGACUCGUGCCCGCUCAUGGUGAAGGCGAUCGACUCGGUGCGAGGGAAGCCCGCGGCCGGAGUGAAACUCAGCGUGAUGAAGAAGCAGGAGGACGGCUCCUGGAAGGAGGUGGCCACCGGGGUGACGGGUAAGACGGGCGAGUCUCACCAUCUCAUCGGCGACAAGGACUUCACGGAGGGGACCUACAAGGUGCGCUUCGACACGCAGGCCUACUGGACCAAGGCCGGCAUCACGCCCUUCCACGAAGCGGCCGAGGUGGUGUUCAUGGCUCACGACGCGGGACACAAGCACUACCACAUCCCUAUGCUGCUUAGCCCAUACUUCUACGCAACAGGCGCCAUCGUGGGAGACGCAGAGGGACACUGAACUACCCCCAAGGCUCCCCCUCCCCCAUGGGGCCACAAUAGGGUCCCGUGCCCCUGAACGACCCCCCCCCCCCCCCGAGGGAGAGGGGACUACACACUGCACCACACACACACACACCAUCUCAACCACACCUAGACUACACACCACACACACACACACACGCCAUCCCAACCACACCGUACAGAGCCACACAUCACCACACACACACGCACCAUCUCAACCACACCUGGACAACGCACCGCACCACACAAUAGACGAAACAUACCACACCACGUCGCUCUAAACCGGUAAUAAACGACGUUGCCAUCG
Lethenteron reissneri (Far Eastern brook lamprey) is the source of this 858-nucleotide messenger RNA. RefSeq names its product transthyretin (gene TTR). NCBI's taxonomy places the organism in Eukaryota, Metazoa, Chordata, Hyperoartia, Petromyzontiformes, Petromyzontidae. Gene Ontology annotation, biological process: purine nucleobase metabolic process. The record is from RefSeq and is a predicted model, not a curated record.